Phasianus colchicus (ring-necked pheasant) is the source of this 740-nucleotide messenger RNA. Lineage: Eukaryota; Metazoa; Chordata; Aves; Galliformes; Phasianidae. The record is from RefSeq and is a predicted model, not a curated record.
CCUGUCCUAGUGCUCCGACCCUCCCUGUCACUGCACCCCAGCCAGGGGGUGUCACUGGGGGAAAAUGUCACCCUGCGCUGCCACCUGCCCCAGCUGGCUGCCUGGGUCUGGCUGUACCAGGAAGGGCAUCAAACAUACUGCAAUUACAAGUACAAGAAGCAGGACACUGCAGACUUCUCCUUCUUGAACACAAAUCGGGAGCACGCAGGUAGAUAUUGGUGUCAGUACCGGCUGCCUUGGUCAGCAGUGGAUUCAGAGAAGAGUGAUCCUGUGGAGCUGGUGCUGACAGAUCGCAGUUUCCCCCCACCCAGCAUUUCCCUGAGCCCUGAGGAAUGUGUGGAGAUGGGGACCAAUGUCACCAUCCAGUGCUGGAACAAGGACUAUGGGGCCACCUUCCUUCUGCACAAGGAUGGGUGCUCAGCCCCCAUCCAACGCCAGGACCUUGAUGUGGUGGGCACAGCCACCUUCACCAUCUUUGGGGUGACCCCAGCUGACAGUGGCACCUAUAGGUGCUCCUACCGCCCCUGGGGUCACCCCUUUCUGUCCUCACCCCUUGGGAGUAACGUGAUUCUGGAGGUGACACCCACACCUGCACCCCCAGGUGGGUCUCAACCCCAUUUGAGUACCCUUGGUGCCACCCAUGAGUGGCUGUGUCACCUCCUGUCCCUAUAGAGGUUGUGGUUGCGGAUGUGAUAACCCAAACACCCGGAUCCCACAGGUGCUGCAGACAGUUCCCAUGG